CUGGUCAGGAUGUAUCGUAUCAACAACAUCUACGUGCUCGCUGCCUUCGGCACGAUAGGCGGCGCUCUCUUCGGUUUCGAUGUCUCGUCUAUGUCCGCGUUCCUCGCUACUGAUCAGUACCUCGAGUUUUUCAAUCAUCCCAAUUCGGAUCUCCAGGGAGGAAUCACCGCGUCUAUGUCGGCGGGCUCAUUCGCCGGUGCGAUUGCAGCUGGUUUCAUCGCUGACCACGUAGGCCGCCGUAAGAGUUUGAUGGUGGCCUCUCUCGUCUGGAUCAUUGGCGCAGUUAUCCAAUGUUCCGCCCAGAAUGUAGCCCAUCUCGUGGCCGGCCGAGUCAUUAGCGGUCUCUCUGUCGGUGUGACUUCUUCCCAAGUAUGUGUUUACCUGGCGGAACUGGCCCCAGCCCGUAUCCGCGGACGGAUUGUGGGAAUCCAGCAAUGGGCGAUCGAAUGGGGUAUCCUUAUAAUGUACCUGAUCUCGUGGGGCUGCGGCAAAGGCAUCGCUGGACCCUCCGCCUUCCGAGUCGCCUGGGGUGUCCAAGCCGUCCCUGGUCUCGUCUUGUUCCUCGCGUUAUUUUUCUUCCCCGAGUCUCCGCGGUGGCUGGCCAGUCGUGAACGCUGGGAAGAAGCACUUGAUGUUCUUGCCGCCCUCCACGGAAAGGGCAACCGCAACGAUCCAGUCGUCCAGGUCGAGUUUGAGGAAGUAAAAGAGGCUGCGCGUCUCGCAGCUGAAGCCAAGGACGUCUCUUUCUUUGCUCUUUUUGGCCCGCGCAUCUGGAAGCGAACCCUGUGUGGCGUCAGUUGCCAGGUCUGGCAGCAGUUGCUUGGCGGGAAUGUGGCCAUGUACUACGUUGUUUGGAUCUUCCAGAUGGCUGGAAUGUACGUGAUCUUCGUCGCCACAACCGGCGUCAUCCUCCCCUACAUCGAUCGCAUCGGACGCCGUCUCCUUCUCGUCUCGGGCGCCAUUAUCUGCAUGAUCAUCCACUACGCCAUUGCGGCCGUGAUGGCUACACGCGGCAACCCGGUCGAUGAAAUCAAUGGCAACGCCUCGCUCAAGUGGGAAAUCACCGGCGCGAGCGGCAAAGCCGUCAUCGCCAUGUCGUACAUCUUCGUCGGCGUCUACGGUCUAACCUGGGCCCCUGCAGCCUGGAUCUACGCGUCCGAAGUGUUCCCACUAAAGUACCGAGCCAAGGGUGUCGGAUUGAGUGCCGCCGGCAACUGGAUCUUCAACUUUGCGCUGGCGUACUUUGUUGCACCUGCGUUCACGAAUAUCCAGUGGAAGACAUACAUUAUCUUCGGUGUCUUCUGCACGGUCAUGACCUUCCAUGUUUUCUUCAUGUAUCCCGAGACAGCGCAGCGAAGUCUUGAAGAGAUCGAUCUUAUGUUCGACACCCAUGUGAAACCGUGGCAGACGGCGAAACUUCAGGAUCGGUUCGAGGAGGAGGUUGAGAGGCAACGGAAGCAGAGUGUUGCCGAGGCGCAUGUCGGCGAUGCGAGUCAUAAGGAAGAGGUCUAG
Molecule: messenger RNA, 1512 nt
Organism: Aspergillus nidulans FGSC A4
Lineage: Eukaryota; Fungi; Ascomycota; Eurotiomycetes; Eurotiales; Aspergillaceae
Exons: 5
Coding region: 10-1512 (500 amino acids)
Biological process (GO): carbohydrate transmembrane transport; transmembrane transport; proton transmembrane transport
Cellular component (GO): membrane
Molecular function (GO): transmembrane transporter activity
Source: RefSeq, a predicted model, not a curated record